CUUCGAAUCCACUGAAAUUCGUCCAAGUAGAAAAAAGAAAACCUUCAUAUCCUUUUAUGCCAUAAAAGCUAGUCACAAGCAAAAGCUGUGAAGUCUAAAUAUCAAAGGCAAAUAUAUAAGCCACCAAAUUAAAAGGCUUAGGCAUCAAAGACAUUGAUGGAAGCUAGUUUCUUCCUACUUUUCCUACUGUCUUUCUACUCAUUUAUACCCAAGAUUUCUAGUACAACAAAUGUAAUCACUACUAGUCAGUUCAUCACAGAUGGUGAAACUGUUGUUUCAUCUGGUGGAAACUUUGAGAUGGGAUUUUUCAGCCCAAAUGGUACCACGAAUCGAUAUAUUGGGAUAUGGUACAAGAAAAUACUUGCUCAUGUGCAAACAAUUGUAUGGGUUGCCAACAGAGACAAACCACUCACAAAUACAUCUUCAGUCGUUUUGAAGGUCACCAGGCCGGGGAUACUUGCUCUUCUCAAUGACAAGAAUGAAAGUAUAUGGUCCACUAACACCUCAAGAUCAGUCCAAAAUCCAGUUGCAAUGCUUUUAGAUUCGGGUAAUCUUGUUGUGAAAGGUGCAAAUGAUGGCAACGCGGAAAAUUUCCUCUGGCAGAGCUUCGAUUUUCCAACUGAUACGCACUUGCCUGAUAUGAAACUUGGCAAGAAUUUUAAGACUGGUCUUGAGGUUUACCUUUCAGCAUGGAAGAACGAUAACGAUCCAACUCCAGGGGAAUACACUCUUCACAUUGAUCCUACUGGAUAUCCACAGGGCAUCAUCAGACGUGGCACGAGGGAAUCAGCUCGAGCAGGACCAUGGAAUGGUUUACGGUGGAGUGGAGCACCGGCACCACUACAAACACAAAGCAGCAUAUAUACAUUUCAAUUUGUUUUCAAUGCAGAGGAGGUUUACUAUAGUUUUUCUCUCAUUAACAGCUCAGUGUUAUCAAGGCUAGUCCUGACUAACAAUGGUUUCAUACAACGUUUGACGUGGGUGGAUCGGACAAAGAGUUGGCAUCUUUACCUCAAUAUUCCUCUGGAUACUUGUGAUACAUAUAGCUUAUGUGGUGCCUAUGGGAGCUGUGUUAUAGAUAGUUCUCCUGUUUGUGGUUGUUUGGACAAGUUUGAACCUAAAUAUCCACAACAAUGGGAAAAAGGAGAUUGGUCAGAAGGUUGUGUUCGGAAGACACCUCUUGAUUGCAACAAGGAACAUGCAUUUCUAAAAUAUUCUGGAAUCAAGUUGCCUGAUACUAGCCACUCUCAGUACGAUAAAACCAUGACACUGGAAGGAUGUAGGCAAGUAUGCUCGAAGAACUGCUCUUGCACAGCUUAUUCGAGCCUCGAUAUAAGCAAUGGAGAUAAAGGCUGCUUGUUUUGGUCUAGGGAGUUGAUUGAUAUCAGAAAGCUCUCUGGAAGAGGACAAGACAUUUAUAUCAGGAUGGAUUCUUCAGAGCUAGUAUCUGAGGUAGGUUCAAAUAGAAAGAAGGCAGAGAUACUCGGAGUGAGUUUUUCAUUGAUGGCAAUGAUUCUGCUAGGCCUGAUUCUCUUGUACAUAUGGAAAAAGAAGAAGAAACAACAACUCGGAGAAGAUUUUGAGCUUCCGCAGUUUCAAUUGUCGAUAAUAACAAGAGCCACAAACAAUUUUUCAGUCAACAACAAGAUUGGAGAGGGUGGAUAUGGACCUGUUUAUAAGGGAGUGCUGGAAGAGGGACAGGAAAUUGCCGUGAAGAGACUCUCAAGGACAUCCAUGCAAGGACUUGAUGAAUUCAAGAACGAAGUUAUCUAUAUCGCCAAGCUUCAACAUAGAAAUCUCGUGAGACUUCUGGGUUGCUGCAUUCAAGGGGAAGAAAAGAUGUUGAUCUAUGAAUACAUGCCUAACAAAAGCCUGGACUCGUACAUAUUUGAUCAAACAAGCAAAAAAUUACUUGAUUGGUCAAACCGUUUCCAUAUCAUUAACGGAAUUGCUCGUGGUUUAUUAUAUCUUCAUCAAGAUUCUAGACUACGGAUUAUCCAUAGAGAUCUUAAAGCAAGCAAUGUUUUGCUAGAUAUAGAAAUGAAUCCAAAAAUAUCAGACUUUGGCAUGGCUCGAAGUGUUGCGGGAAAUGAGAUGGGAGCAAAAACAUGUCAUGUGGUUGGGACACAUGGUUACAUGUCCCCUGAAUAUGCAGUAGAUGGGAUCUUCUCAGUAAAAUCAGAUGUUUUUAGCUUUGGCGUAUUGGUGUUAGAGAUUGUGAGCUGCAAGAGAAAUAGAGGAUUUGUCCAUGAAGAUCACAACCUAAACCUUCUUGGUCACGCAUGGAAGCUUUACAAGGAAGAUAGGUCCUUGGAACUAAUUGAUGAGCAACUAGCUGAUUCUUGCCAUAUAUCUCAAGCUUUAAGGUCAAUUCAAGUGGGUCUAUUAUGUGUGCAACAACGUCCUGAUGAUAGACCAAACAUGUCUUCUGUGGUUCUGAUGUUGGGUAACGAAAGUUUACUGCCAGAAGCUAAAGAACCAGGAUUUUUCAUGGAAAGAAUGGUACAUGAUGCGUCAAGCUCAGGAUUGCAGACAGGAAGUUCAAAAAAUGACGUAACAAUCACAGUGUUAGAUCCUCGGUAGAGUACUGUGAACGAUGCAGCUGUAAAUAUGCAUGAGAAAUAAAUACAGGGAUAAAGAAAUUGAUUCUUUUAUAUGCAA
Messenger RNA from Capsicum annuum, 2661 nucleotides. Its product is annotated as G-type lectin S-receptor-like serine/threonine-protein kinase SD1-1. Gene Ontology annotation, biological process: recognition of pollen; protein phosphorylation. The coding region runs from base 157 to 2583 and encodes 808 amino acids. The transcript is spliced from 6 exons. Gene Ontology annotation, molecular function: protein serine/threonine kinase activity; ATP binding. Lineage: Eukaryota; Viridiplantae; Streptophyta; Magnoliopsida; Solanales; Solanaceae. The record is from RefSeq and is a predicted model, not a curated record.